ACAUAGUCAGUCUUCAACGAACUUUCGUAUAUAUGGGUCGUUUUCUUUGAACGUCAUCGGCCACAUCUCGUAUUGCUUUCUGAAUAUUCAUAUAAAAGUUCAUCUGUAAAUAAGUUCUACACCUUAAUAAUCCCUAUACUGAUAAGAACAGCGAGCGAUUACAACAUAAUGCGUAAACAGUAAUCGGCCGAGACCGCGAGUCGGAAAGGAUCGAUCGGGAUCAUUGAUGCGAUGCUAGAUAUACGAUAACGCAACGGAAGGAAACUCGUGAAAAGAAGAAACCACCGAUUCGAUAGUUCGUCGAACAAUGACUGCUUCUGCUCAUUGUUCACCGUCCCGGUCAUCGUUAAGCUGCUGCCAGUUCGAUCAUAACAGCCACGAUGACGUCCACGAGGUGGCAAUCGCCGCGAAGGACAACUAUUUCAUAGAAGACAAAUACUCUUUCCCGAAAAGACCCGAGGUGAAUCUCACAUUCUACGACAUCCGGUACAGAGUGAAACUAUGGAACCUCCGACAGUUAAGGCCCAAAUCCAAAGAAAUUCUCCAUGGUGUCAGCGGGGAGUUCAAGGCCGGCGAGCUUGUCGCCAUAAUGGGACCAUCUGGGGCAGGAAAAUCAACUUUGUUGAAUGUUCUGGCCGGUUACAAAGUGAAAGGCGUCGAGGGAAAGAUUUUAGUAAAUGGGAAAAUUAGAGUACCGUAUAGCGAGAGGUGGAAGAGGACUUCAUGCUAUAUUCAACAAGAAGCCUUAAUGAGAACUAGAAUAACCGUGGGAGAAGCCAUGACAUUAGCCGCACACCUAAAACUUGGCUACAGUAUCAAUUCAGCCUACAAGCACACCCAAGUUUUGCAACUGUUAGAAAUGUUAGGAUUAAGCCAUUGCUACGACACCCUUUGCGGAAAACUGUCCGGUGGACAAAAAAAGCGACUGGAUGUCGCUUUGGAACUUUUAAGUAAUCCUUCAGUAUUAUUCCUCGACGAACCAACUACCGGCUUGGAUUCGUCUUCGUGCAGCCAAUGCAUCGCACUGCUGAAGCGUCUCGCUAAAGUAGAAAGGCGUACUAUAAUAUGCACGAUACAUCAACCGAGUGCAUUGCUCUUAGAGAUGUUUGAUGCCAUUUAUGCGGUUGCCGGUGGAUACUGCAUAUACAGGGGACCGGUUAAGUCCUUGUUGCCUCAUAUGUUCUCGAUCGGCAUUGAUUGCCCGCCUUACCAUAAUCCAGCUGACUUUCUUUUAGAAGUCGCGAUUGGAGAUUACGGUAUCACCGUGGACAAAUUAGCAGGUGCUGUGGAAACGAUGACGAAAGAUGACAAGUCCGUUACAUACGCAAUGAAACCACAGCUAGAAGAGAACACAAAGGAACCACCACCACCAGCAGGAUUCAUUGCUCAAUGUUAUCUACUCUAUAAGAGACAGUUACUUUGUCUGAAAAGAGACCACACGUUAUUGGUUGUACGACUGUUGUGUCACCUCUUAAUAGGAGUUAUUUUCGGUUACCUAUAUAUGGGAAGCGGUUACAGAGCGAAUGGUGUCCUCGCUAAUUAUGUUUAUCUGUACGGAUCGUUACUACUGCUCGUUUACACGGGUAAAAUGGCCGUCACCCUUGCCUUUCCACAAGAAAUGCGGAUACUCAGUAGGGAGCAUUUCAAUCGGUGGUAUCGGUUAGCACCGUACUAUAUUAGUCUACUACUGGUGGAAAUACCGUUCCAGGCAGCAUGUGCAACAACCUAUUUAACUGUGAGUUACUGGUUAACAGGACAACCCGUAGAAACUCCACGUGUAAUUUAUUUCAUGGUCGUCAGUGUAGCUGCUAGCUUAACGGCUCAAGCAUGGGGUUUUUUCAUUGGCGCGACCACACCAGUAAAGAUCGCAGUAUUCGCAGGACCUAUAAUUGCCGUGUUGUUCUCCGUGUUCGGAUUCUGUAUCCGUUACAUGGAUACGCCACAUAUGUUUCGAUGGAUCUUUCAUAUAUCGUACUUCCGCGCCAGUUUCCACAGUCUACUACACACUGUAUACGGCUUCGACCGGAUGGACUUGAAAUGUGACGAGUUCUACUGUCAUUACAAAAAGCCAACGCAAUUCCUCAAAGAGAUGGAAAUAGUAGACAUAAGCGUCGCAAACAAUCUCAUCUUGAUAAUUGGUAUCGGUGUUUUAAUGCAUUUGUUAACUGCCAGUGCUCUUUGGUGUAAACUUAACAGAAGAUAAGUACUAUUUAUUAUCGAUCCUGGUGAUUCUGUAUUAUUGUUAGCCAAUUUUUUUUCUACCGUGAGGAUGGCGUUAAAUAGAAUUCCUCUGGGACUUCAUUAAAAUGAACAUUGAAAUUUAUACUGAAAUUUGUAAUGAAGCUUUUCUUCAGCGAGGGAUCCAAUGAAAGUCAUCCCACCGUCUGAUAGAAAUUUAUUUCUAUUAGAUAGAAAUUAAUUCUACUUUUAUGAAAUUAUCCACCGGAUCAUUGCGCGUUGAAUCAAUUUCUGCAUUUGUACUUAUGAAUUGUAGAAAAGCUUUUAUUGAAGUUUCAACGUUCGGAAAUGUGUAGGAACUUUUAUCAGGUGUUGAUAGUGAUGUAUGUACUAAUUGUACUAAUUAGUAAGUAGAACUUCUGGGUUUUAAUGUACUACAUGUUACUCGAUAAUUACUCGCGUUACUCCGUGAUCACUGGGGUUAUUAAUUUAUGUACAUUUUUUUUUUUAUGGAAUUUUCUACAUUGGAGACUUUCGCAAAGAAUUAGUCGUAACUUUAAAAUAUAUGCGAUAUCUUAUAAUCGCAAAGAAUUAUGUAAACGUAAUAUAGAAUGCACGUAACAAUUAUGAAAGAAAUGUUUUUUUUUUAUUACGUUUUUACGUAUUACAAUUUCAUUGAUAAUAAAAUUUACUUGAAUAUGCAAAUUAGAUGCAAAAAUAUCUGAAGUAGUAAAACAAAAGUUCUGAACUCUAUCUUUUCAUAAAAGUAUAUAUUUACAUCAAAAUUCUCUGUGUAUUGAUAAUAUAAAAUCGGCGUUCUAUGUUACGUGCAAUUAUUUUACUGUUACGAUUGAUAUUAAAAAUCGAUCAAAUAAUCAACUCGAGGAACUGAAAGUUAUAUUGGAACAAAUGUUUAAGUACUUGGGAAUAUUAGUUUUGUUAUUAAAGACGCAUGACAUAGAAAUUAUGAUAUUAACAUUCUUUCUCGCGGUCAAUAAGCGUUUAUCGUGUACUUCUUUUACUUAUAGCAGAUUAGAAAAAUUGUUGAAUUGAUGUCUCGAAAAACUUUUGUUUUUUUAUUUUUACUAUGACAGAUCUAACUAUUUACUGUGAUAUAUUUGUUAAAGAUUCUCGUAACUUUAAAUAAAUAACAUAAAUAAAUGUGAUUUUAUGUAAAUUAAAAAACUAGAAUCUCGUAAGAAUUAUCCGUGACAAUUUAUAAAAUGCUCGAAAACUAUCAAAACUAUAUUUCUAUCGUAAAAUAUUCGAUCUGCGUUCAAUAUUGAAACUUCCGGUUUCAAUUAUAUUUUUUUACUGUUUCAACACUUUAUCGUAUUAUUGCUAUAAAUUCUGUCACUUGCAGAAGGGCAAGUUAUUAAUUAACUAUUAAUUAACAGUAUGAAAAAUUCGUUUAUAUUGUUAUAAAUAGAUUCUACUUAUUAUAUUAAUUAAUUUGUAUAUAUAACAAUAUUUAGCUUAAUUAUUUGUAAUGACAACUUGUUCCAGUAAUGAGUAAAGAUAAACAAAAUUGAAAUGUUAUAUUCCAAUUUGUGUAUUUUUUUUUUUUUUUUACACUAUUACAGUGUAAAAGAGAAAGAAAGAAAAAGAAGUAUAUUUUUUAUAUUUAAUUUUUAUUGUACUGUAUCCAAUUUGUUUCUACAUUCGGAUACAUUAUCAAUUCUUUUUUUUUUUUUUUUUUUUAAUAUCAUAUACAGAUAGAACGCUAAUACAGUUCCCCCAAUCUGUCUCGGUUAAUAUUAUAAAUUGAUUAGGGGAAACAAUAAUUUCUGUUCACAUAAAUUACAGCUAGUUGUUUCACGCACACGCACGCGCAUAUCUUUGUUUCCACAGUUAAAUAAAAGUUUCAUAGGAAAACCGAAAUUCAAGAGAUCAUGUGAACACUAACAACUCGAAUGACGAAUUUCAUUCUACAAAUAUACAUACAAUCAUAUAUUACGUUGUGUGUUGUGUUCAUUAUACUAAGACUAUGAUGAUAGAAUAAAACAGAGGAUACAAGAAAAGUAUGAAAGAAACAUAUCGUCGGCAGAAGCACAAUGUUUUUAAUAUUAAGAAUAAGAUUUUUUUUUUAUAAAGAAUAAGAUAAGAUUUACUCUUCUAAGGCAAAAGACGAAAAUUAAUAUAAUUUGCCUCGUUAAAGGGAUCAAUAGCCUAUACGAGGAAAUAUUUUUUGUUAUAUUUGAAUUAGAAAUACACUAUCAUACACGUACUGUGAAUUUCCAUGAUACAAGUGUAUCUACGAGCACGACUUUAUAAACAUCUCGUGUAAAAAUUGUACUUUGAAGAGAUACACUCCGCAUUGAAUUUGUUAUACUUUUCAAUAUAAUAAUCACACGAACUUUUCAUUAUUGAUAAAAAUUGUGCAGAGCAAAUAUUACAUGAAAAUAUGAACAUAUAACUAUUGAACCCUUCAAAUAGUGAUUUAUUAUGAAUAUCUUUAAAGUCCUACAUGUACGUUUAGUAACAUAACUUAAUAUGAAUUUUAUCAAGAUAUGCGUACAAUCCAUAUCUUUGAUAUUUUCAAUUUCAAAUUCUUAUCAAUAGAAUAAAGUAAAAAAUGUUCUUUUCAAAUUACACAUAGGUGUCUCGCUUAAUAAUAUUUCAUAUUCCUAUUCACAGUCUGUAAAUAUAUACAGGAAUACAUUUUAUUAUUUUGUCUUUGAUAGAAAUCAUUCUACGUGUAAGUAGAAAGGAAUAAAGGGAAAAAAAACGCUACGUUUCAUUUUUAUUACGUGCGAUAGAGUCUGAUUUGUAUCAUUUUCUAAUUACAUUAAAUAGUUAAAAAUGGGUUAAAAAUGCUCUAAAUCGAUAGUCACGUACGUAAUCUGUAACACUGAGGCUUCUUUAAUACUUUUCUUUUUUUUUUUUUUUCAUUCGAUGAGACAUUGUAACAUCUAUUUCAUUUUUCAUUUGACAUAUCGGAAUAUAAUUUAUUAAUACUCAUUGCGACAACUCUAACGAACAAACGUACGACAUAUUUAAAAAUGAAGAAAUGCGACACAGAAAAAAAAGAUAUAAGCGAGUUAAAAUAACAGAGAAAAAAAUUAAGAAAAAGAAUAAAAUAAAAAGAAACGAGACGAAAAAGACGAAAAAUCAGGAAAUGUAAAAAUCCUAUCACAUUUGGUCUAUUCUAAGUACAAGUUUAGAAAAGACCAAAUUAUUAGGUACGAUUAUACAAUAUGUAGUAUAUACAAUAGAUUAAUUAUUAUUUGUCUUUAUCGACUAUUUACAACGAACAAUGUAUAAUUUUUGUUUUAAUCACAAUAUUUCGACUGUUUCACCUUUCUUUGCGCUUCCGAUUCAUCCUCCAUGCCGUAUAGAUGAUACCGGUGCUUCAUUUCGGUCGCAACAGACUUCAAUAAAAAAUUAAUCAAAACAGUAAAAA
Molecule: messenger RNA, 5581 nt
Organism: Frieseomelitta varia
Lineage: Eukaryota; Metazoa; Arthropoda; Insecta; Hymenoptera; Apidae
Product: ATP-binding cassette sub-family G member 1-like
Exons: 10
Coding region: 308-2203 (631 amino acids)
Cellular component (GO): plasma membrane
Molecular function (GO): ABC-type transporter activity; ATP hydrolysis activity; ATP binding
Source: RefSeq, a predicted model, not a curated record